GCCACGGCGUCUUCGUUGGAGGAACGAGCGGGUGCGGGUGAGGCGGAGGCUUCGCCCGCGCCCGACGCGGAGGCCCCUGUGCGCCGGCGCCGACCGCGUCCGCUUUAUCGCCGCCUCUUCCACUAUGUUCGCACCGCAUGGACCGGCGUCAAGUUUGCAUUAGGUCUCACAACGCAGUCAGAAAAUUCAGAAUUUGAAGACUUAGGUGAGCAGCUCCCGCGGUAUCGGCCUGACUCCAUCGCAGCUUUGCGGCGGCUGACAAGGUUCACAGAACCAGAGCUGAAGAGACUCUAUCGAGGGUUCAAAGCAGAAUGCCCAACCGGUGUCGUCCGAGAAGAAACCUUCAAACUUAUAUAUUCCCAGUUCUUUCCACAAGGAGCGAAUACCGCUCAAUAUGCACAUUACGUAUUCAACACAUUGGACCAAGAUCGGAGUGGACUGCUCAGUUUUGAGGAAUUUGUUACUGGUUUAUCGGUGCUAUCGAGAGGAACUAUAGAAGAGAAGCUGCAGUGGACAUUCUCUCUUUACGAUAUCAACGGAGAUGGGUAUAUAACGAAGGAAGAAAUGACUGAAAUAGUAACCGCAAUUUAUGAUCUAAUGGGCAAGAUCGUGGAACCAAUGAUAGACGACGAUGCCAUUCGAGAAAAAGUCGAAAGAUUGUUUCAAAAAAUGGACUUAAAUCGUGACGGGGUCCUUACACUUGACGAAUUCUUAGACUGCUGUUUACGCGACGAAGAUAUAAUUCGCUCAAUGGGAGUGUUUGACAGCAACUUCUGACGCCCUGCCUCGAGGCGCCCGAGACGCCGCGCAUGCUAAACCACCAUAUUAUUAUUAAUAGGCCCGUUUUUUUGUAUAAACCCUAAUUGAUUACGAGUUCUGUAAAAUCUCAGGAAGUCUAACGUGUCGUAGUUAGUACCGAAUAUAGUGAAUUAAUGUAUUCCCUUAAUUUCGAUGUCGUAAUGAAUGUAAGUAGUUUUAUGGAAAUUAUAUUGAAAAAUAUUUUUGUAACAAUACAGUAGUAUGAAUGUCGUGAAAUUUUCCAAAUAAAUUCUUCUUUCGAACUAUUCACUUUUAAUGUCUAGGAAAAAUUGUCUCUCGUUGUUUAUCAUCCUAUUAUAGGCCAUCUUUAAGAGAGCUUAUCAUAAGAAUUUCUUCAACUAAUCUCUGAUAUUUAAAGAUGUCAAAACGCUUUUUGGAUUUCUACGACCAUGUUUUUAUUUCGUAUAUAGAUACUUCUCUCAUCGCUGUAUCAAGCUUAUCUCUUUCCCUCUUUUAAAUUAUUCCGGCCAUUUUUUCGUAGAUAAUAUGAAAUGAAAUUUUUCUAUAUAUAUUAUAUUGUUAUAUACCUACGAAUUGUCUUGUUUGGAAUAAAUCGUAUCACACAUCACCGCCCGUAAGCAACGUGGCUUUACCUAUCUCGAUGUAAUUUUCGAUAUAGUUCUGUCAAUAUCCGUAAUAGCGCCGAAGUCGUAUCCUUUUGAUCACGCGAAACUUUUGUCGUGAUCGCUAUCGGAAGUUACAGAGUAAUCGCAAGUCCAUGACUUUGUUAUGUAAAUUUGAUUAAUAAUAAACUCUAGCAGCAUUAGUCUUUAAUUUAAAACCACAAAAAUCAUUUGUGUUAUAAAUUUCAAUUACCUUCCUUAAAGUGUAUAAUGGAAAUGGGUUCAUGCAGGAUAAGUUAUUUUAUUGUGAACGCACACAAUAAUAUAUCGAGAACGGACGUUUAUUUAAUUAAUGUAAUGUGUAAUAAAUACAUAAUCAAGGCCACUGCCAUUCCUCAUAUAUUAUAAUCUGAAUUGUACACUUUCAAUUAAAGUUCUUUUGUCAACAUGUAUUAUUGUAAUACAAACCUUUGAAUAAAUUGUCUGUCGUAUCUACUCGUAGGUACCCUAGGUAAUAAAUGGAAUCUGCAAUUAUUGUAAAUACUCGGAUGUAAAUAUUUGUUCUAGACGUAAAUGUAUAUUUUCAUAGUGGGUGUUAAAAGGAACCAAAUAAAUAGAGAAAAAUAAACAAUGUUAUAAAAUACUUAAAUAUAAACAUGUAAUUUUUAUGUAGUUAGGUGUGAGACAAGUAACAGCAACGUUAGAAACAUUUCGACCACCCUUGGCUGAUUAGUAAUUAUAUCUUCAUUCCUAUGUCGCAGUUGGUACCAUCCUUCUAUUUUAUUCAGAUUCGUUUGUCACUUAACUUAUUCUAUAAAUAAACCUUCCGAUGGUCGAGCUUAAAAUAUCGUCUUCCCAAAGUAAACUACUUAUUUGCAAUCAAUGAAUCUGCAAAGAAAGCCCGUUCCUAGAUGUUUUGUUGCAUUAUGGUAUGUAUAUGACUAGAAUAAAAACAAGUCUUAUGAUAAAUUAAAAAAUAAAGUUGGUCCUAAGAAGUUACGCUAUUUAAAAUUAUAGUCGUCUAUAGUUCAAAAGUAAUAAAUGUAAAUAGAUUAUGUACGUUGUAAUUCUAUACCUAUUAUUCGUGCCAAAAAAAUCUUUAAUUUCUGCGUGAAAAUAUGAUAUUGAUUAAUUUGAAGAGAUAGUUUAAUAGUUGUUCAUUCAAAAUGGCAGUACAUGGCCUAUAUUGUUCGUUAAUGUCCGAUUACAUAAUUUGUAUAUUCCUAAUAGUUUAGUACUAAUCGCUUUAAGUACAUUGUCAUUGUAAUUAAUACAAAUUUUGUAAAACGGUUUAGAAAAAACAUAUCACGAUUAAACUUGUUCCAAGUUUUACCGAACACCUUAUCUACAAAUAGCACGUUGACGGAUUUGUAAUAACAUCUUAUUCGUUACUGUGCAUAAAUAUAUACAUUCUUGGGUACGAUAUUGUGAUGUUAAGGAAUUGCUUUUUCUAUACAGGCGUUACUUCAUAAUAAAUAAUUGAAAGGGCCGUUUUAAUUAAACAAUUUAUGGAAUACAUUUCACCUAGAUAGAACCCUCCACUUAAAUAAUUAGUAUACGAAAUCCUAAAAGCUGAAGUGUCGUUAUAACUUAUAACUAUUAAUGUCGUACCAGUAAAUUCGCGAAAUAUCCAAUAGUAAAAAGCAUGGAUAUUCUUUGUGAAAGCCAUCAUAAUCGUUUGGUAAACAGAGUGACGUCGCUUUCAUUCGUGAGAGCCACAAGUAUGUUUAAUUAUAAGGUGUUUAACUUUAAUUAUUGAAGUCUAAGGCAGGGGUCGACCCUAAGUGCGCAAAAUUUGUUUUUUUUAGCUAUUUUGAUGAACAGCAAUGCUUUUUACUAUUGACAAAAAUAUAAGAUAUAAUUCUUAAUAUAUUCCAAAAUGUUUGUGUGUUGACAUGAAUGUUGUCUAGGGUUGAUCUGCAAUUUAGGUAUUUGAAAAUACUAAAUUGUUUAUUUACAAAUUGUAUGUGUAUUUUAUAGAAAAUAAAUAAAUCAAUAAA
This is a messenger RNA of Pieris napi, 3382 nucleotides long. RefSeq names its product Kv channel-interacting protein 4-like. Gene Ontology annotation, molecular function: calcium ion binding. Lineage: Eukaryota; Metazoa; Arthropoda; Insecta; Lepidoptera; Pieridae. The record is from RefSeq and is a predicted model, not a curated record. The transcript has 6 exons. The annotation marks the transcript as partial.